Messenger RNA from Prorocentrum cordatum, 1542 nucleotides. Lineage: Eukaryota; Dinophyceae; Prorocentrales; Prorocentraceae. The record is from the annotation of a GenBank genome assembly.
AUGGGGGAGGCACGCAGUGUCUCGGAAGAGCCGAGCGAGCCGAAACGUGAGGGAGAGAGGGUGCGCAAGGGCGACGAGUGUCGGGAUGCGGUCGUCGGCGACUGGUGCUACCGCGCGGUCGUUCGGGCCCAGACGAAGGCCAUCGUCGAGCACCCCGAGCGGUACCCGGGCCUCACCAAGGACUCGCCCUUCUCGGACUUCCAGGCACAUUUCCACAAGUACGGCGCGGCGACCUGCGGGAUGCCUUGCCCAUCACGGGCGAAGGCGAGAGCAGCGGACCACGUCACCAAGCUGGACACCGCCGCCGAUGAAGCGUCGACGAGGACGACGGACGACCACGACGCGACGGCCGCCGAUGCCGAGGCGACGACGUCCUCUGCGCUGGUGGGGCACGAGGCCGCCGAAGACCGGGCGACCACGACGACGGAGGUCACGAUGAGGCCCAGCCCAGAAGGGGCGGUUGCCGAUGGCGCCGCGGGCUCGGCUGCCGCAGGGCGGCCACACAAGGAUGCGUCGCGUAACUUUGCCGCUUGGGUGGACGCGAUGGAGGCCCAGACGGCUGGACCAGUGCAGGUGCGACACACAGAGAGGGUCGCGGACAGCUCGACCAGUACAGAUGCGGCACACAGCUCGGCCCCCACUGAGAGCUCGACCGCCACGGGCCAUGCGGAGAGUAGCUCCGCCACUACGUCUACAGAGCGGGGGGAUAAGCAUUCGUCGAAUGGUUCGACUGCUGCGGGUGCGGCGGAGAGCUCGACUAUCAUGGAAAGUUUCACCGCCACGGAGCAGGGGGAGAGUAAUCGUCAACAGCCCGUCGACGUCCGAGACAACCCUGACGAGAAUCACGCCGACAUUUCGAGCGCGUCGGCCGCUGUGGACGCGGCGGCGGCGCCGAAAGCGCGAGAGAAGGCCGUCUUGCUGGAUGCUGGCGGGCCGACUGACCCCUCGAAGGAUGGGCCCCGUGCGUACCCCUCGAAGCCUGGCUGCAUGCUCUGGAUGCACGCCGGCUGCCCAAAUCACCCUCGCCGGGCGUUCAAAGCAACCUGGUACAUGUCGAAGAACAUAAAAAAAAACACGGGGCGGGCUGAGCUACGGCGCGUGCGAGCGCAGGAGGGACGCCUACGAGAAGUUCUGCGGGUCGCAGAACUUGACCUUUUAUCCGGCUGCCUGCGGCAAGCCCCGCCACCGUGCCCCCUGUGCUCGCGGGCGGCGCCGUGGGGGCCUCUCGCCCCGCAAGCCGUGCGCUGGCGCUCGCCGGGCUCUCGGGGGCCUCUGAGCUCGGCGGCGCCCCGCGGGCGCCCUCGGCGCCCGGCUGCUUCCUGUGGACGGGCGGCGGCUGCCCGCUGCACCCAAGCAGGUCGAAGCCCAACUGGCAGAGGGACGACGGGCGCGGCGCCGGGAGCUCCGCCGCCUGCGAGCAGCGGAGGGACACCUUCGACAGGUACUGCCAGGGGAGUGGCACGGUGUUCUACUAUCGCGGCCUGGCGGAUGCGGGCGCCCCUCCCUCCCCUACCUCCGCGCCCCCCUCCCUCCUCGUCCUGA